This is a messenger RNA of Paramecium octaurelia, 838 nucleotides long. The record is from the annotation of a GenBank genome assembly. Lineage: Eukaryota; Ciliophora; Oligohymenophorea; Peniculida; Parameciidae.
AUGGAUUAAGUAGUUAAAAAGAAGCAAGAAUAAUUGCUAUAAUGUCUUAAAAAGAUAUCGAGUAAACCUCAGACAGAUGAUGAAGAUUAGAAAUAGCAGUUACGCAAAUUCCAAUAGGAAGUGGAAUAAAAGUAUAGGAUGGCUCGUCAUAACAACGAGUAUCGAUUUCCAUAUGAAUAUUAUGAUCAAAGCAGUGACAGUUCAUUAGAAGAACUAUAAAAAGUAGGCACAUAUGAUCUACGUUAAUAAUAUUAAAAAAAAUAAACUAACAGCAAACAUUUACAAUUAUCUAAAGAAUCUAUCAAAGCUAAAUCCUUGAUUAAGAUAAUGUCUGAUAAAUCUAUGAGAGCAAACAGAUAGUCCACUCGAUACAAAACAGAAUAGUAUGAUGAAAAUCAAGUGAGUUACACAGAUGCACUAAAAAAGAAUAAAUCAAUAGAAAAGUAAACAAAUGAAUAAAUAAUUUCAUUCAUUCGGAAAUCUGUGGCCAAACGAUCACAAUAUUCAUAACAUAAUAAUAAUACAUCAAGAUAAUAUAUGAAUUUAUCUUAAAAUAAUCAAAGCCAUAUCAUGUCAUAAAGUUUUAAUGGAUAAAAAAGCAGAACAUAAAACUAUUACCUCAACAAAUUCACAAAAAUGAAAUAAGACAUGUUCAAGUAAUAAAAUUAAACAAGCACAUCUUAAAUGAACUAAGAUUCUAAAAUGUAUCUUAUCUUAAAAUAAUAGAUCAUUAAAAUAUUUCUUCAGCAACAAGAGCCCAGAAUAAUCUAGUACCAUCAACCUAAAGAAUAAGCUAGCAGAAAUGUGUAAAAGAUAACCACUAAAAGUAAUCAAAUGA